This is a messenger RNA of Penicillium longicatenatum, 477 nucleotides long. RefSeq lists its product as uncharacterized. The coding region runs from base 1 to 477 and encodes 158 amino acids. The transcript is spliced from 3 exons. The record is from RefSeq and is a predicted model, not a curated record. Lineage: Eukaryota; Fungi; Ascomycota; Eurotiomycetes; Eurotiales; Aspergillaceae.
AUGUGGCGGCAUUUCUGUGGUAUCCUGAGAGCCAGGGGAUUUCAACCGCCCGGUAGUAUGACGCAAUCGUCCCCCGCGAUCGAGCUUCCGCGUCUAGUACCUUGUGACUACCCAGAGGAUCCCUCGCAGGAAAUUGAUGCUGCUAAGAGAUGCGGAAAGCCCUUUGCCGAUACGCGGCAGGCAGAUUGUAGCCUGAACCAGCGACGCGUGUGUUGGCAGCAUUCCUCCGCCGAUGGGUCUUUAAAGCGUUCUUUAGAUAGUGACGGGAGCGGUACGUUAGGGCAUCGCGGUGUCGAAGCAGAUAGCGCGGUAUGGGACGAUCGCACCAACACCGCCGAAGGAUACCCUCAUGAUCCGACCGCCCCAACGGCGCCCUAUAUAACCGCAGAAGCCCCUAGCGACUUGUCGAUGUAUUCAUCUGCCCCUAUAGUUGACUUAUUUACUCCCCUGAUUCCAGCCUCGGCGGGUAGCUUAUAA